CUUGUCAAAGGACCAAACUUGAGACGGAGGUUCGGUUUCAAACUUCCACUUCCUAUACGCUCACUUUUUCUCAGACAAAAGAAAAUAAUUAAAAAAUGGCAAAGACUCUUUUUCUGGUGGCAUCUUUGCUGCUUUUGGGGAAUGUUUCUUUUCUGCGUGCCUCAUUUCCACCCAGCCUUAUUGAAGACUUGGCAAAAAUCGUCAUGAACAACUACUGCUCACCAGAGAAGCUGGUGGGGAUGAAGGAGGACAUUGAAGCAGCCACAAGCAACACUGAAGUACUCAACAUCCCAGACGGCGAAUUACUGGCUGGCGUCCUAAGCAAUGGAGUCCAAACCACAGUGAGCGAUCCACGGCUGAUGGUCUCCUAUGAGCCAAACUAUAUUCCUGCGGUUCACCCGGAGAUGCCUCCGCUGCCCCCUGAGCAGCUUGUUACUAUUAUCCAGACAUCCAUCAAGCUGGACAUCCUGGAAAAUAACAUUGGCUACCUGAGAAUUGAUCACAUCCUUGGAGAAGAGGUUGCUGAGAAGGUUGGUCCUUUGCUUGUAGACCUUGUCUGGAAUAAAAUCUUGCCCACCUCAGCUCUGAUCUUUGACCUACGCUACACUAUUAGCGGGGACAUCUCUGGCAUCCCUUACAUAGUCUCUUACUUUACCGAAGCCGAGCCUGUGAUUCACAUUGACAGCAUAUAUGACCGACCCUCGAACACCACCACCAAGCUGAUGUCUAUGUCUACUCUGUUGGGAGAGAGAUACAGUAUGACCAAGCCUCUGAUUAUACUCACUAGCAAAAACACAAAGGGCAUCUCUGAAGAUGUUGCCUAUUGCCUCCAGAGCCUGAAGAGAGCCACCAUUGUUGGUGAGAAGACCGCUGGGGGCUCAGUGAAAGUCGAUAAAAUAAAAGUGGCCGACACUGACUUCUACGUUACCGUGCCUACCGCAAAGUCCAUCAACCCCAUUACAGGCUCAACCUGGGAGCUGACAGGUGUGAGCCCAGAUGUGGACGUCGACGCAGAAGAUGCCCUUGCUACUGCAAUCAGGAUCGUUAACCUCCGAGCUCAAGUUCCAGGAAUCAUUGAGGAAUCAGCCAGCUUGAUUGCCAACAAUUACGCCUUUGAGAGUGUUGGAGCAGAUGUUGCAGAGAAGCUGAGAGAGCUUCUGGCAAAUGGAGAAUUCAGCAGCGUUGUUUGUAAAGAAGGUCUGGAGACAAAGCUGUCAACUGACCUCAGGACCCUUUCCGGUGACAAGAGUCUGAAGACCACCGCCAACACCCCAGCCCUACCACCAAUGGAAUAUUCUCCAGAGAUGUACAUUGAGCUGAUCAAAAUCUCCUUCCACACUGAUGUGUUCGAAAACAACAUCGGCUAUCUCCGAUUUGACAUGUUUGGAGACUUUGAAGAAGUCAAGCCGAUUGCCCAGAUUAUUGUGGAGCACAUCUGGAACAAAGUUGUGAACACAAACGCUAUGAUCAUUGACCUCAGGAACAACCUUGGUGGCCCGACAACAGCCAUCGCGGGUUUCUGCUCUUACUUCUUCGAUGGGGACAAGGAGGUUCUUCUGGACAAACUCUACGACAGACCAUCUGGAACCACAACUGAGCUCCGAACUCUGGACGAACUUACUGGUGUAAGGUAUGGCUCCAAGAAAAGCCUCAUCAUCUUGACCAGCAAGGCUACGGCGGGUGCCGCAGAGGAGUUUGUUUACAUCAUGAAAAAGCUGGGCCGCGCCAUGAUUAUUGGCGAGACCACUGCCGGGGGUUCCCACCCACCGAAGGUCUUCCCUGUUGGUGAGAGCAACAUCUUCCUCAGCAUCCCCACGGUCCACUCUGAGACUUCGGCCGCGCCAGCUUGGGAGGGAGUGGGUGUCACGCCACACAUCCCCGCCGCGGCUGAUGCUGCCCUGGAGGUCGCCAAGGGCAUCUUUAACAAGCACAUGGGAGGCCAGCAGUAAGCAGCGGUGCUGUGGAGAGCUCUGGUUCCCCUUGGCAACGAAUUCUGGGCUUGUUUGUGAGAACGAUGUAGGUCAGAGUAUGCCGUUCCUAAGUCUCAAAAUACUUAAACCUUAUUGUUUUCUGCAAUUUAGAGGUUCAGUGGUACGUAGGGUAAUGACGGCUGCUUCCGCAAAAUGAGUGGAAGUGGAAAAACUAUUGUAAUUCUUGUGUCAACGUGAGUCUUACUGCAUGUUUGAGUGCGUAAGUGGGUAUAAUAUGCCUUCAACGUUUGCUUUUCUUGUGUUACGCUGUGCGCUUGGUAUGCCAGGUUUGAAAAACAGUCAUUUUGAACAUCUAACGUCUCCACAUGUGCAGUCGUAACUGUGGAUGUAAAAUGAUGUUUGUCCUAAAUUUCAUGUCAUCUGGACCUACUUGGGUUGUAUCAAUUCCAGGGGUAAGACUCAAUAAAGAUGGUUCAUAAGUG
Poeciliopsis prolifica (blackstripe livebearer) is the source of this 2413-nucleotide messenger RNA. RefSeq names its product retinol binding protein 3 (gene rbp3). The record is from RefSeq and is a predicted model, not a curated record. Gene Ontology annotation, molecular function: serine-type peptidase activity; retinol binding. Gene Ontology annotation, biological process: proteolysis. The transcript is spliced from 4 exons. Bases 96 to 1949 code for a protein of 617 amino acids. Lineage: Eukaryota; Metazoa; Chordata; Actinopteri; Cyprinodontiformes; Poeciliidae.